Pelodiscus sinensis (Chinese soft-shelled turtle) is the source of this 2729-nucleotide messenger RNA. It is a transcript of the gene TMEM242, whose product is annotated as transmembrane protein 242. Lineage: Eukaryota; Metazoa; Chordata; Testudines; Trionychidae. The record is from RefSeq and is a predicted model, not a curated record.
CCUCCGGCGGCGACUGGCGCGGGGGGUCUAGAGGGCGUCGCUGCCUGCGCGGAGAGGACACCGGGGCUGGAGGCGUCCGUUGUGCGGGCGGGGCGUCCCCCUGCUGCAGCCCCGGACAAGCUCUUCUUCAUCAAAGGUGGACUAUUUCUAGGUACUGUUGCUACUGCAGGAAUGAUAGCUGGUUUUGGUACAACACUUGCUAUGGCUAAAAAGAAAAAUCCCAACUGGUUCAAUAAGGGUAUCACUGCCACAGCUGCAUUACCAGAGAAUGGCUCAUCGCUGGCCUUACGAGCCUUGGGAUGGGGGUCACUGUAUGCCUGGUGUGGAGUUGGGCUGAUUAGUUUUGCCAUCUGGAAGGCUUUGGGAGUUCACAGUAUGAAAGAAUUUCGCAUUAAAAUGCAAUCAGUAUUUCCAGCGAUUCCUAAAAGUGCAGAGCAGUCAGUCGAAUGGGAAGACUUACUGAAAUCCAAAUGAAAGGAGAAGAAAGGAUUCAGAAUCAGAAGGACUGCAGAACUUGUGGAAAAAUCCCAUCUAAAAAAAUAAGAACGAAAAUCAGACUGAUUUGAAUGCAUGGAAGUGAGCAAAUUAGUGAUUGCAGUUGGUAAGCAUGGGGACAGAAGUUAUUAUUUUAACAGCAAGAAAACUUACGUUUUUGCUGAUAGUUUUUCAGCAUUGUCAUUAGAGUUGAAUUGUGGAGAAAAGAACCUUACAGGAUAACUCGGGCUGAACUAGAAAGAAGACUAUAGCUGUAUGAAAACAUGAUUCAGGAAAACAAAACAAAAAUAAAACAUGAAACUGGUCUUAAGUAGAUAUUUACCAUAAAAUAUAGUUGCAGCUCUUAACCUCUCUUUCUUCUUUGAGAAAAUUCUAGGUGGUUUGGAAAAUAAGGAACAACAGUAAUUUCACUGACAUUGACCUGUCUUAUUAGGAAUCAUGGUGGCUGAGUCCAUCACAUUAGAUCAGUUAAUAUAGUAUGCAGGAAAGGCAUGUAAUGAGUUACUCAGUUAUUGAGGACAAAGGAGAUGUCUGAACAUCACCUAUGAGGGAGGGCUGAAAACAUCCAACAUACUAGGGAUGUGCAGGAAAGACCUAUCUGCUUUUCUCUAUAAAGUGAAGGAUAGUCUUUCUAUAAAAUGCACUUCUGACCCAUUGGCUAUUUUUUGGGGAUGCUGUAACAGUGGGGUCUGAUAGCUUGUACAAGAACCUUUCAUGAAAAUUAAAAUCCUAUAAAAUAGUGCAACAUCUGGUCUGCCCUACGCCACAAACACUUUUCAGCUAAGAAACCACGUGGGCAGGUAUAGUUUUCAGUAUUUGUAUGGUUCCUAUGGCUCUGCUACCUGGUGAGUCCUAAGUAAUGUGUCAUUUUUCACGCUGAAAUUAUCUCAUUGUGUGGGUGUAAGCAAAGGAAGAAAAAAUGUCUAAUUCAAAUGUAUUUGCAGAAAUGUAGAUUUAAAACAGUUGUAAAAAUAUUUUAAUAUGUAAAUUCUUCCAGUGAAACAAUCUCAUGCUGAAUGCUCAAUUAUCAGAUUUUUUAAAUUAAUUGCUCAAAGUCCAAUUAGUCAGCCAUUAAGUUUAAUAAAGUGUUCUUGAAGUAUAGCCUUUGUGUUUAAACCUUUUCAUUUUGAGGAAAGAAUAUUUUUUCAAAAAUCUUAAAGGUCAAAUGAAUCAUAGAGUAGCAGGGUUUCUUGCUGUAAUAUACCACAAGGAUAUUAUCUUUGAAGCAACUGAAGUGUAAUAAUUGACAUAAUUUAAAUAGUUUAUCCCAUGCUGUGCAGUAUUAAACAAAUCAUGGUGAAUCUAUUCUUUAGCACACAAAGAUGGCAUUCUUUCAGAAUAUGGCGUCUUGGUGCUGAGUUGCCAAGAUUUAACAAAAUGGAUGCGCCAUUUGCAAAGCCAAAGACAGUCACGUUCUUAAGAUGGCUACGCUCUGGCUAAAGUACAUUCUUGCUCUUGCUUCCACACAGCUAAUGACAUUCUUAGGAAUAGCUCAUAUGUGCUAGCACCUCUAAAAGGACCGGAUUCUAUCACACUUAAGAAUCACCUACACUAGAUUGAUUUCUUUGGUGUUUCUAAAUUCCAUAGCAGUUACUAAUUUUCUCUUUCUAAGCCCCUACGAGUAACCACUGUUAUUCUAAAGCCUGGUCUACGCUUUAGAGUUAGGUCAACACAAGCUUCCUUGUGUCUAUUUAGCUGUGAACUGCUUUCACUUAAAUUUGACUUCCACAGACAUAAGUGCCUCUCUAGUCCAAUUUAGGUCUUGUCUACACUUCCACAGGCUGGUGAUCUAAGUUAUGCAAUUUCAGCUAUAUGAAUAACAAAGCUAAAAUUGUUGUACUUAGUUCUGUUUACCAGGGUGUAACAUUCUCCCAUUGACUCUGCUUGCUUUUCACAUUCUGGUGGAGUACCAGAGUGGAUGGGAGAGCACUCAGCGGUCAAUUUAUCACCUCUUUAGUAGAGAAGAUAAAUUGACCCUCCCCCACUGGAUCGAUUGCUGCCUGUCGAUCCAGCCAUGUUACUGACUGCCCAUGGCCAUGGGGCAGAAAGACUAAGAAAAGAGGUACCUUGCCACAGUACCUAAUGGUGUAAAAACAAACAAGAAGUCCUUUGAGUCUCUCAGAAUCAGGAAGCCUGUACAAGAAUUGGUGGAUCUGGUAGCUCAUUGCUUUCCCACUUUUAAAAAAGUUAUUUGCUUUAGACUACUCUCUGUAUCAAAACCAUAGUCAGGAUGG